CUUGACUGGGAAGAAAAAGAAGAAUUGGAAAAGAAAAAAAUAAUAAAAGGUGUGCGUGCUUUUUUAUGAAAAAGACUUAUUUUGGCUAAUUUUGUGUGCAAAUCACGCACGAAGGGUGAAUAAGGUGUUGAAGAAGUGUGCACUGAUAGCAGAGGUAGUUGGCGCACGCACGUAUUGUCCUGCAAAACAAUAAUUUGGAGCAAGAGCGAGUGAUUGAAAGUGACUCAGCUCCGUGGAGGUGGUUUUCCGGACGAAUGUGCCUCCCGUGGUGGCUGCGAGACUGCUAGAGUACAUUCAGGAGCCCCAAAUGGGGGCGGGUGUGCCCACCUGUGGCACCACAUGACAUUUACGAGUGAUUUUCUCGUGAAAAGGCUGAAUAUCUAAAAGGAGAGACAAAGACAACAAAAACAAGGAGAAGAAGACAAAAGGAAGAAGAAAAAAUGAAAAUCGACACGUCACGCCUAAAGCGUGGCAAUUCGGACGUAUCCCCGGAAUGUCAGGAACUAAUUGAGCGCCUCCGUUCGUGCUCAAGGCCUGAGCUGGCGGAGGAAUUGGCCAAAAUUGAUUCGUGGACAUUUGGCAAGUGUGAGCUGUAUCACUGGAUUGAGGUCCUUGACAUCUUCGAUGGGAUCCUCGAGGAGGCCACGGAUAACCCGCGGAGUGAGUGGCACAUUGAGAUUGAUGUCAGCUUCACGCCAGAGGAAGUGAAGCUGGUGCUUCUUGUGCUGAAUUUCACAACACUCCUCAUUGAGCACAGCUUCUCACGGCAUCUGUACAGUUCAAUUGAGCACCUGAGUGCCCUCUUGUUGUCCGUGGACAUGGACAUUGUGCUUGGGGUCCUCAAUUUGCUGUACAUGUUCUCAAAGCGCAGCAAUUACCUCUCCCGCCUUACGGGGGAUACACGUGCUGCCCUCCUUGGUAGGUUGAAUUUCAUCGCUGAAAGCUGGGGAGGACGUGAGUAUGGGCUGGGAUUGGCUGAAUGCUGCCGUCCUGAUGCUCAGCUGCCACCAAGUGCGACAAUUUUCUACUAUGAAUACUACAAUAAACGCGGUGAAUUGGAAACAAUCAACAUGGACGACGUGAGGGGGAAAUUCAGUGAUCCGCGUGAUCUGACGCUGCAUCUUGUGCAACGGAGUACGGAUAAGUUGACAGAUGAGCAGAGAAUUCAUCUCUUUAUGCGCCUUCGGUCAUCAAUGCGCUUCCACGAGUGCCGUGCUAGGUUGCAGUUUGUUCAGGCACGCCUACAGGCUCUCUCGGUACUCGUCUACUCGGAUGCCAUUCACGAGAAGACGCAUUCAUUGAUCUAUCCGGGAUUUCUGGAGGAACUUGUGGAGCUGCUGGAGCUGCAGGGUGGGGAUUUAGUGGAGAUUCAUGCAGCUGCCUUGCGUACAAUGACGUCCAUCAUUCACCUUGAUCGCAAUCCAACACUCCCGAAGAAGCCAAGUUCACGCCUUGGGAUGAUUAUUGAUGUAACCGGGGCCAAUAGCUACCAUGGCUUCCUCCCAACACUCGUCCGGGCGUGCAUUGGGAGUCUCACAGCACCCACGGAAUCCUUCCCACUACCCCUGGCCACGGCGCUCUUUAGUUUUCUCUACCAUCUCGCAACGUACGAAGUUGGUGGUGAGAGUCUCGUGGCUUGUGGGAUGAUGGAGAGUCUCCUGCGCGUGAUUAAUUGGCAAGGAACGGAGUUGGAGCACAUAACAUUCGUCACACGUGCUGUGCGUGUGAUUGAUCUCAUCACAAAUAUCGACAUGGCGAGCUUUCAGGCACACGCCGGCCUCGCGAGCUUCAUUGCCCGCCUCGAAGUGGAGGUACGGACAUGCAGGGCAGAUCAACCGGAUGAAAUUAUCUCUCGUCCCCGCGAGGAGAUGUCCGAAGAUGCCUCAAUGGAGCCCACGGAGGAUAUUAUCCCACGUGGGGCAUCACGUGCAGCCGUUUGUCUGCCACAGCGUGCUGCCUUGCUGAAAUCCAUGCUGAAUUUCCUCAAGAAAGCCAUCCAGGAUCGUGCUUUUGCCGAAAGUAUGCCCCACGUGAUGGAGGGAACACUCCCAGCGAGUCUUCGGCACAUAAUCAGCAAUGCUGAAUACUAUGGCCCAUCCCUGUUUCUCCUCGCAACAGAUGUGGUCACUGUGUAUGUUUUUCAGGAGCCAAGCCUCCUGUCGGCCCUUCAGGACAAUGGGCUGACCGAUGUUGUCCUUCAGGCACUCCUGCAGAAGGAUGUUCCAGCAACGCGAGAAGUUCUUGGAUCCCUCCCAAAUGUUUUCAGUGCAUUGUGCCUCAAUAGCCGCGGAUUGGAGGCCUUCCUCGCCUAUGGGCCCUUCGAUAGACUGUUUAGGGUGCUCCUCUCACCCACCUACCUUCCGGCCAUGCGUCGUCGACGUAGCAGUAUUGGGGAUACAGCAACGAAUCUCGGGAAUGCCGUUGAUGAACUAAUGCGGCAUCAACCGCGUCUCAGGCAAGCUGCCACAGCGGCAAUUGUGAAGCUCCUCAAGGAUUUAGUGGAGCUCGGGUCGAGUGCACGAUUUGUCUGCUGGCGCCCACCAGCAUCGGCCAAUUCCAGGGAUGCCCCGGCGAAGAAGCAAACCCCAGCUGAUGCAGGGAGUAGCGAUGACGAGGAGGAUGAGGAGGAGGAAGCGAGCACGGCUUCACAGAGAUACGAUGCAGCCCCAUCGGCAAGUCGACAGCAGCAAGUUCCCCUGACGGACUACAUUCACAACACAAUGAAAUUUAUCGAUGCAAUUUUGAGUAAGAGCAACUCAGAUGAUCAUUGCAGGGAAUUCGUGUCGCAGGGUGGCCUUAAACCCUUGCUGCAGGUUCUUGCACUACCGAAUUUACCUGUUGAUUGUCCCGUCACGGCGUCAGCACAGAGUGUUGCGGCCGUUUGCAAGAGUAUCAUGAGCUUGGCAUUUGAACCAAUGGUCUUGGGGAUUGCGUUGGAGCAUUUGAGUGAGAUUGUUGGGCGUUUGGAGCCACUACAGAGGCGCCUUGAAUGCCCGGGUGGGAGUGUUUUGCUCAGUGAAUUGGCGCACUGUCCGGAUCCGGAGGCUGCCUUCGCGACGCCGGCAUUUACGCCACUUUUGCACGCGAUUAGUGCAGCUCAUGGGUACAUCGUGAUGUUGGUGCAUGUUUGCCGUACGGGACAGAAUAAUGUGCGAACGGUGUCACUGCAGAAAUGGGGGCAGGAUUCAGAGCAGGGCUUGGGGUUGCUGCGGCGCCUUGUGCAGCUGUAUACGGCCCUUGUGUGGGAGAGUACAUUGCUGCUGGCACUGUGUACGGAUGACAUUAUUCCGCCUGGAUGUGAUUUUGGGAAGGAAGAUCUCGAUCGGUUGUUGCGUGAUGACACCCAGCCGAGUAAUGGUGUAACCAAUGCCAUGGAGAAUUUAACGACAACAAGCACAGAGGAGGGAGCGGGGAUAAUGGAGAUUGACUUGACACAAUCAUCCAAUUCGAGUGAUAGCGACAAAGUUCCGCGAAAGGCACGUUCUGCUGCCAAUCCCACCCAAUUGCGAUACAUUAAUGUCCUCUUGAGUGUCUCAUCGCGUCUUGGACGAGCGUUGGCGGAACUUUUUGGGUUGUUGGUGAAAUUGUGCGUUGGGAGCCCUAUUCGGCAGCGUCGUGGUCAAACUCUACCCGCUGUUCCACCGUGUUUCGCUGAGACAUCCCGGGAGAUUGGUCGGGUAUUGAGUUUCACCCUUGUUGAUGGGCUGUCGUACGAUAAAUUGCCCCCAUCGCCAUUUCCAAAGAUGAAAUUUACAUAUUUAAUUUGCAGCAUUGGCUUCACGAUGCCAAUGCUCUUUGAUGAGCGAAGGUAUGCCUUUCAUUUGAUGCUACAGAAAUUUGUGCAAGAAGGUGGUCUUCGGGCGUUCUUUGAGGUGUUCGAUUGGGCCCUAACAAGUGCAACGUCCACCCAUGAAUUACCCGAGAGUACGGUGGAGUUUAUGAAUGAAUGGCUGACGCUACUUGAGCGAUUAAUUAACCCCAAAGCCAUCCUCCAUAGCCCGCAUGUUCUCCCAGCACGUCCACAUGGGAGUACCGCUGGGGCCACGCGAGAUCCGCAGGAUUUUGACGUUGUGCAGUACAUGGUGGAAGUGCAGAGGAAGGCUUUUCACGCGAUACAAAAGCUGCGGAAUCAUGUCUCAAUUAGUGCCUACAGUGAUCGUAUGCAUGAGUACAUUCUCGUGAUUUUGAAGCACAUCUUCAAGGCGGAGGCGAUAAUAAAGGAACGUCAAACGGAGAGGGUGCCAGCCGAAGAGGAGGAACCACCACAGGGGGAUGUUGCUGCGAGGGUUGUUGUUGGUCGAGGACGGGGACUAUCAAUUACAGCAACAUCGCGUUUUGCUGAUGCAACAGCUGCUGCUGCUUCUGCUGCAGCUCCCGUCAAUCCGCAGCAUUUGCGCCAACUAAUGGACAUGGGAUUCAGUCAUGAGCACUGUACAGCUGCCCUUAGGCAGGCAUCAACACUCGAAGCAGCCACAGAUCUUCUCCUCAAUAUGCCAGCAGAUCGCCCCGUGGAUGGAGCAAGGAAUAUGGAUGUUGAUAUGGGUGAAGAGGAGCAGUAUAUUCAUGCAAUUCUCAUGAGUCUGCGUGACAUGCCGGACAAUCUUGUCGAGGGGAAUACAAUUGCUGAGCCAGCAGUUGUGGAAGAACGUCCCCCUGAGUGUCCACCAAUUCCCACGGAGGAACUCGAUAGAUUCACCGAUGCAGCUGUUUACAUCUCCUUUCACAUCAUUGACACAAUGCCCGGGCUUGUCUCCCGUGCCCUGGAGCUCCUGGCAACAAUUGCAAAGCGCAAUGGGGAAAAAUGGCGCGAUGACCUUCUAACAGUCCUCCUUGAUGACGUGAUCAGUUGCCUGACGUACUAUGAGAAACAUUUGGGUAGAACAACACCAAGGCAGGCAUUUGUGAGUCUCAUGGGGAACACACAGCUGUCGGAGAAGACAAACAAUCGUCUCCACCUUCUCCGCUUGAUGCUGGAUCCACAGCAAAAUCAUGAACUUCGCUUCCCAACGGCACAGGCAGUUGGCAAAGCAAAUCUUCUGGCUAAAAUCUUCACCGUCAUCGAACGUCUUGAUCAUCGUCUUACACACUUUAGCACCGAAGUGAAUGGCCCCAAAUGGUUUCCGCAUUUGGUUGUUCUCUUCAAUCAAAUUGAACAAGUUGCCGCCUUCCUGGAGCGUCGUGAAGCAAUGACAAAUGUCUGUACACGCUCAUGGCGAUGGUAUGAUGUGGCCCGUAGUCAGUGGAAUACCUUCUCACCGGCAAAUAGUCGUCUAAUCUCCACGGCAUUCGCAGCUGGGGAGACAAGUGUACGCAUACGGAGUGAGAGGCAGCGAUUCACGGUGAAUUUGGGCUGUAUGUCGCUCGUGAAUGAGGAAACGGGUGCCUAUCAGCCCGUUAUACUCGCCCUAAAGCCCAUGGAUCCACGCAAUGAAGAUCCACCCCUUGCCUCGAUUCCCCUCAUUCGGGGACUUGAACAAUUCGACGUGAGUAUGGUGCUGGAAAUUCUCAUUGAUCUCCUCCCGCUGUCCGUGGAUGCCAAUGUCAAGCUAUCCCUCAUGAAGGUGUGCCUCCGCGUGACACGACACUUCCCGCACGCAAAAUACUUUGCUCAACACGGAGGAAUUGAGGCACUUCUCCGGAUGAGACAGGUUCCUGGGCAGCCAGCCUUCUUGCAGAUGGCUCUUCUGCUCAUACGGCAUGCCAUUGAGGAGCCAAGAACGUUGGAACUCGCCAUGGAGAGUGUUAUUGCGAGUCGUUUAGCCCCGAAUGUCCCAACGGGGUAUCGUGAUCUCAUCUAUUUGACACGUCAAGUGAGUGCAGCUGUGGCAAGGAGCCCUGAAACGUACACACGUGUGGCCAAGAAGAUGCUGCGUUUGGAUGCAUCACGACGUGGGGAUGAUGAUACGCGUUUACUUGUGAAGUUGGCACAACCACCAACAACAUCGCGGAAUUACGUGGUUGAGGAUAAGGUGACACAUGAGGUGAUUAAUGCCAUUCUUGGGGCACUUGUAGCGAGUUUGGGGGCAGCUGAGGAAGAGGCUCCACCCAAUCCGGAGGAAGUUCCUCUGCCCGAUGAGGAGGAUAAUGAUUCAACGGCUGAAACGCCACGAGCACGUUCGCCACGAUGGAGUUCAGCUGCUGCGACAACAAGUGAGGCAGCAAGUGAUCUGGAUAGGCCCCUGCUGUCCAAGGGUGUCCUCUUGCGCUUCCUGAGUGAUCUUGUGCGAUCGUACCAGACGGUGGCACUCAUUGUGGCUGAACAUACAAUCCCACCCGAUGAUACACCCCUCUUGGCCUACUUGAUUGACACCUUCAUCCCCGGAACGGAGUCAAGUCGCGACAGGGAGUGCAAUGCAAGUGCAAGGAUGCUAAUUUCAUCACUUGCCGCCAUGUCGGGUGUUGGGAAGAUUCAGAGUAUUCUCAUUCAUGAGCUGAAGAGUGCUCUCGUGCGGACGUGGCAAGUGGGUGAUAUGGCAAGGAAGUGUGUCCACAUUCAGCUUCUUGCGCAACUCAUUCCCAUUCUCAUUGAGGGUAGUCCGCCUGAGCCACCGGUUGUGAUGACAACGAGUGGCCUGAGGCAGCAGCUGAUGAUGCCACGACGCAAUAAUAUGUUUUACGGCAUGGUUCGGUUGAAUUUGAUUGAUGAUCUCGCCAAGGUGACGCAGCAGGUUGAUUUUGCCAAUCCUCACGCCGUGGCGACACUCAAUGCUGCCCUUAAGCCCCUUGAGACCCUGCUGAGGUUGACAAAUCAACCUUCGCUGUCCGUUGUGACGCGUCGUCGUGGGCAGGCAACACGGGCAACACGCCGAACGGUGCCACAACGUGCAGCAGCAGCAGCUACAGCCGCGGAGGAGCCACAGAGGAAUGUAGAUUUAAUCGUGGAGACAGUGAUGAUGUCCCCGGAGAAUGGGGGAGAACGCGCAGGAGCGGCAACAGCAGCAACGGCAACUGAGCCCACACCAGCUCCGCAGGAAGGUCAAGCAUGGGGUGAGGAACAAGAGGAACCCCCGACGUGGCAUGAUUUGUACACGAUGGAAUCAUCGAGUGAUUCGGAGGAGAGUGAAUCAGCUGCAGGGGAGGAGAAUGCCGAACCGGCUGACAUGGAGAAUGAGGAGGAAGAGGAACCCGAAGAGGCUGAAGCAGAGGAGCCAAGUGAUCUCGAUGUGGACGAGGAGACGCGACAAUUUAUCGAGAUGUACGAUCAGCACGUCUACGGGGCACGAAGAUCACCCACAUUUGGGGACAUGGAGCGUGAACAGGAUGAUGUGAUCACCAUUCAGUAUCCACGAGAUGAGAGUACAAGCACCUAUAUCAUUGAAGCUGAAACCCCGGCAACGCCUGAGACGCCACGGGAUACAGCAAGCCCCCGAGUUUACUUCCACACAAUGUACGAAGAGGGCGGCGCUGCUGGUGGAUCGAGCAGCAAUGCAGCAUCUGAUCGCCCGGCAGCAGCAACAGGAGGAAGGGAAGGUAGUGCCCUGCCCACAACAGCUGCAGGGAAUCUGCAACUUCUCAUGGGAAGCCCCUCGCAGAGUCUUCCCACGGAGACGACAACAACGACGCAGCGAACAAAUCGAAUGCGACGCUAUCAGUACUUGAGAUCAAUUGCAGCACGGAGUACGAGUCAACCGGUGAUCCUGCAGCGUCUUCUCGGCUCGAGCACGCAUAUCUCCUCCUCAGCACCCUUCCGGGAUGCCACGCGUGUUGUUCUCAUGGACAACGGGUUUGGGAUCUUCUCCCCACAGGCGUCGUCAAGUGGGCAAGACGAAGGGGCCAUUGAUGUGAUCGACAGGGCGGACUAUAUGUUUGGACGAAGUCUCGCAGCUUCUCUCAACAACACCCCGAGCGUCCUUUCCGCAUGGGUUGAGGAAUCCAAACUCCUCGGCUUGGAGACGCAAUCCUACAUCUGUCUAACCGUUUGCGAUGAUAUUCUGCGUGAGCUGGAGGUGCACAAGGCGACGGAAAGUGCCAAAAUGGCAGCAAAGAAGAAGAAGCAAGCCGACGGGAAGGCCAAAGCCAAUCCACAGGCAAAUGGACCAACGGAGGAGCAAAAGCAAACGGCUGAACCGGAAGUGGCAACAGUUCCGGAAAUUCGCAUUGAUAGACCCCCAAUGGAGGGGCAACAGCCACCACCACCGGAAGAGCAGCAACAGUCUGAAAUUAUCCUUCGUGCGGCGAAUGUAGCUCUGCCGAAUGUUGCGGAAGAAGGAACGGAAGAUACGGGAGAUGAGGCAUCAGCCAGAGAGCAAGAGAGUAUCCGUGUGAUCCUCAUGACGCGUAAUACGGAUGGAGAGAGUGAACCAGAAGGCGAAAGGAAUUCCGAAGACUCCCAAAUGAAUCGCUUAAGCUACACAAUGCACCGAGAUGAGCAAAUGAUGAGACCCUUUGCGGAUGAAAUGUCCUUCUCCGAGGGGGAUGAUGAUGUCUUCGAUAGGAAUGUGAGUGAGAGGAAUAUGGCGGUGAUCACCAUUCCCGAUGAUGAUGAUGAAGAUGACAAUGAGGAGGAAGAAGAGGAUGAGGAAGAGGAAGAAGUUCCGGAAGAGGAAGUUCUCGAAGUGGAGGAAGAUUCACAUGCUGAUGCAGCACCCCCGGCAUCCAAUGUGACCCAGCAGCAGGCAGCACCGCAGGAGGCACCAUCCGCAGCAGCAGGUGGAGGAGGAGGAACCGCAUUGAAUGAGGAAUCUUCCGAUGCCCUUGCAAAUGUUCCUGCGGGCAUUGAUCCGAGCUUCCUGGCUGCCUUGCCGGCUGAGAUGCGACACGAGGUGAUUGAGGAGCAUUUGCGCGUUGAGAGGAAUCGCGAGGAGGCACAGAGGAAUGCAGCUCAGCAUGAGAAUCAUGCCAUUGCGGAGAUAAAUAGUGAAUUCCUGGCAGCAUUGCCGCCGAAUAUUCAGGAAGAAGUGUUGGCGCAACAGCGGAUUGAUCUGAGGCAGCAAGCAGCAGCCACGGCAAAUCCCAAUGAUCCCGUGGAUGCGGCAGCUUUCUUCCAGAACCUCUCGCCAGCAUUGAGGCAGUCAAUUCUCACGGAUAUGGAGGAUAGUCAGAUAUCGGUGCUGCCGCCCGAAUUGGCGGCUGAAGCACAAAAUUUACGACGUGACUGGCAAUUGAUGCAGGAGCACGUAAUGAAUCUCCUUGGGGGUGCAUCCGGAAGUUCUCCCGGAGCUGUUUUGCGGUACCGUGGAAGGGAUUCCGCCCCGAGAUCGAGGCUUCGUGGUGGAUGGGGUCAAGCGGCGCAUCUUCAUGGGCUUGGGGAGUCAUCAAGUGAUGGCGUUGUGACGGUACUGGGGCAACAUUCAAGUACAAUGGAUCGUCAGGGGAAUGCUCUACUUGAUCAGGAAGCUCUUGCCUCACUCCUUGUGAUGCUCUUUGUUGAUGCACCCAAAUUCAAUGUGAUUCGCUUCCAUCGUGUUGUGAGGAGUUUGUGUUUCCACCCGCCAACACGAAGGUGGAUCAUCAGGGCUCUUCUGGCCAUAAUGGAGCGUACGGGAGAGAAGGUGGCGCUCGGGUUGAAGCGUCAAGAGGGCAGGAAGCGUGGCCCUAAAAGCUCUCGGCAGCCAGAGAGGCCAACAUGGCUCAAUAUUCGUCUCGAUCCGGCACUCGGUUCCCGGGCGAAUGUCUUCAUUUACUCCGGGAAGAAGCUCCUGCUGCAUCCACAGGCAGCUAGUUUUGCCUGUAGGCAUGCCCUAGAACUUCUCACGCUACUCGCAAAGACCUUUGCAGCCAAUUUCAUGCCAACAAUGCAGGAGAAGACGCAACAGGAUGAAGCUGGACCAAGCCGACAACCACCUCCGGAAGAUUUUUGGGCAAUUCUCUUGCGUUUGGACUCACCGGGGGGACGUGUGGCGCCGCCGGAACCACAAAAACGUACCCCAGGGGCACAUGUACCACGCCCAAAGCCAAUUCCGGUGACUUUCAGUGAACCCGAAGCUGCAAAUCUCGAGGAAUCUCCCUUUGGACGACUCAUUGUGAUGCUCCGUGCACGGAAUAUACGAAAGAGUAAACAGUUGACGGAUAAACUCCUUCGGCUCCUAGCUUAUGUGAGUAUAGCUCUGCCUAAAGAGCCCCCGGAGCCCGAAGAGGGGAGUGAGGAAGCAAGGAAACCCCUUCCGGACUUCAUACGGAACUACAGUGUGGAGAUGUUGAAGACAAUUGUGGAGGUUUUGUCGGAGAAAUCGUGCUCAGAAGAUGGACUGGAUGACAUUGCAACACUCCUUGUGAAUGUGAGUCAAUGUAGCUCUGGGAUGCGUGAGAGUGUCAUUGAUCUCCUCCUUGGGGCUGUAACGGAGCUGGCGCAGCGUCUUGAGGAGCAAAUUCGCAAUUUAAUGGAGGAAUUAGCAGCUACAGCCACGGAAGCAACAGCCGGUGAUCCAUCUCCGGAUGAACCGUCUCGUCGGGGAACGCUUCAGGAUCGUUUUACGCGUGAAGUGGUUGUUGUGUCAUCAGAGGGACGCCCGAGAGCCACGGGGGAUUUGCAACUGCCCUCAAUGGCACCCCUUGUGGCCAAGACGAGCAAUCAAACGUUCUUCCUGCGAACGCUGAAGAUAAUUUUCCAGAUACGAAAGACAGAAGCAACGGAGGAUACCCCAUUGAGUGAUUCCUUCACAUUGGAUACCCUCUGGCAGGCACUCAGUGACUGCCUGGAACUCCUGAAGCAGACACAUGACCAUCAUGCAGUGCUUGUCUUCCAAUCUGCCGUCGAAGCGUUCUUCCUCAUGCAUGCACCACCAAAACGUGCCGAAGGAACGUCCGAAGCACGCCUGGAUGUUGCUUCGCUCGAUGUGGUGUCUCCCAUGUCACCCAUUGCCCAUGAAAAUGAUCUCCAGCGCCCGCGGGAGAGGCAAGUUGACGCCUCACCGAGUCAUACAGCAGCCACAGGGCAUCAUCAGAAGUUCCUCAAAUUUGCAGAAAAACAUAGAACAGUUCUUAAUCAAAUUCUAAGGCAGUACACAACCCACCUAGCAGACGGUCCAUUUGCCGUUCUUGUGGAUCAUACGCGUAUUCUUGAUUUUGACGUAAAGCGUCGCUACUUCCGUACUGAACUUGAACGUUGCGACGAAGGAAUAAGGCGCGAAGAGCUGGCCAUUCAUGUGAAUCGUAUGAAUGUCUUUGAAGAUUCCUUCAGAGAGCUCUAUAGGCGUAAUCCGGAAGAAUGGAAGAAUCGUUUCUACAUUGCUUUUGAAGAUGAAGAAGGUCAGGAUGCAGGUGGACUUCUACGGGAAUGGUACGUCAUCAUUUCCCGGGAAAUCUUUAAUCCAAACUACGCUCUAUUCACGGUAUCACCAGGCGAUCGGGUGACAUACAUGAUAAACCCGUCGUCACAUGCAAACUCCAAUCAUCUCUGCUACUACAAAUUCGUUGGAAGAGUUAUAGCCAAAGCAAUUUAUGACAACAAACUCCUCGAGUGCUACUUCACGCGUUCGCUGUACAAACACAUUUUGGGCAUAAGGGUGAAGUAUACGGAUAUGGAGAGUGAAGAUUAUGAAUUCUACAAAGGUUUAGUCUUCCUCAAGGAGAAUCAUAUAACGGCUCUUGGGUACGAAUUGACCUUUUCGCUUGAACUGCAAGAAUUUGGGGUGACCGAAGUGCGUGAUCUCAUCCCAAAUGGGCGCAAUAUUACGGUGACGGAGGAGAAUAAACUCGAGUACAUUCGACUUGUGUGCCAGCUCAAGAUGAGCGGAUCCAUCAAGCAACAGCUCAAUGCAUUCCUCGAUGGCUUCUACGACAUCAUCCCAAAGCGAUUAAUUUCAAUUUUUAACGAACAAGAGUUGGAGCUUCUCAUAUCGGGGCUACCAAAUGUCGAUAUUGAGGAUUUGAGGGCAAAUACAGAGUACCACAAGUACAGUCCUAACUCCAUUCAGAUUCAGUGGUUCUGGCGUGCGCUGAGGAGCUUCGAUCAGGCCGAUCGGGCAAAGUUCUUGCAAUUCGUGACGGGAACGUCAAAGGUUCCCCUUCAGGGUUUUGCUGCUCUUGAGGGUAUGAAUGGCAUUCAGAAGUUCCAAAUUCAUCGUGAUGACAGAUCCACAGACAGACUGCCUUCGGCUCAUACAUGUUUCAACCAGCUUGACCUGCCGGUGUACAAGACAUACGAUAAGCUGAGGGAAUGCCUCUAUAAGGCCAUCCAUGAAUGCUCAGAAGGCUUCGGGUUUGCCUAAAGAGAGAGAGAGAGACCACAAAAAAGAGGAAAAUAUUGUUUGGGAGCCAGAGAGAAGGAGAGACGCCAAUGGUGCCGGAACGUUGUGAUAAACAAACAAACAAACACAAUAGAAGAAACAAACAAAUAUUUGUGGAGGGUUGGAGAGAUUAUCAAGAUGAUUACGAUGAAGAUAGAGAGGAGAAGAUACAAAGGAGAAGAAGGAGGAGGAGUAAAAAAAAAAAGGAUUAGAAAUGAUGUCAAGAUUGCUUGUACAGGACAUUCCCCACCCUCCAAGCGCGUCAUUGAAUUUUUUUUAAAAAAUGAAAUUAAUUAAAUUGAAAUUUCUUUCUUUCUUCGUUUUUUUUUUUUGUAAAGAGAGACUCAAUGAGAGAGCUGUGUAACAAAAUAAAAAUAAAAUAAUAAUUUGUCAGAGAAAAAAAAUGAAGAAAUAUUAAGAAGAGAGAAAGAGAGAAAAUGUAAAAUGAGGAAUUAUUGAUAUAUAUAUUAGUGAGAAAAGAUUUUUUCCGCGCAAUAAA
This is a messenger RNA of Lutzomyia longipalpis, 12666 nucleotides long. RefSeq names its product E3 ubiquitin-protein ligase HUWE1 (gene HUWE1). The coding region runs from base 441 to 12149 and encodes 3902 amino acids. Gene Ontology annotation, molecular function: ubiquitin-protein transferase activity; protein binding. Gene Ontology annotation, cellular component: nucleus. The record is from RefSeq and is a predicted model, not a curated record. NCBI's taxonomy places the organism in Eukaryota, Metazoa, Arthropoda, Insecta, Diptera, Psychodidae. Gene Ontology annotation, biological process: positive regulation of protein catabolic process; proteasome-mediated ubiquitin-dependent protein catabolic process; protein polyubiquitination. The transcript is spliced from 14 exons.